AUGUGCUAGAUUAAGAUGGCCUUGAUGGUAUUUAUCAAUUAUCCUAUUUUAUGUUUAACUUUAGGCAUCAGAAAUCCGAUUGAACUGGAUCUGUAUGCUCUUGAGACUUCUUCUCGAAAAAUGAUAAAUGACCUUAUUCAUCCAGUGCUGUCAAAAAUGAAUGAAGACAGAGAAGUUAUAGUUUAAGCGAAAAUGAGACAAAGAUUAAUAGAAGAAAGAUUGACAAGCAUGGAGUAUGUCUUAUCUUUAAAUGAGGCUAAGCCGAAAAUAUUUGAAGACAUUCAUGAUGGAUUAGCAGCAAUAAGAGCAGAUUUAAGGUUCACUGAAUAAUCAAUACUACAGAAAGUGGAAACGAUGGGCAUGAAGGUAGAUAAAUCAUAAGAAACAGUUGAUGAGUGCAAGCACAUGACAAAUUUUUUGCUUUAAAAGGCUGAAAGUUUUGAUCAUAUGAUAAGUCAGCAAAGAGAGAACACAAUUAGACUAGAAGAGAAACUGGCACUUGAAUGUACUGAUUUGAAAAACUUCAUGGAGGAGAGAUUUAAGGAAAUUAGAGAAGAUCAAAAGAAAACUGACUUAGUUGUUAUUAGAAAUCAAAUGAAAGUCAGAGAAUUUUCAGAAAUUAUUGAUAGAGUAGAAGGAUACCAAAGAGAGCUCAAUAGACAGAAUGGCGAAUUAAAGAAACUGGUAUUUGAAGUUUAAGAGAGAAAAUUAGAUGCUGAUAAAUUCGAUCAAUAGAUUAAUGAAGUUACAGAAAUGGUUCGCACUAAUAAGUACGCUGUUCAAGAUAAUUUCAGAUCUUUGAUGUUAACUGACAACUACAUUGAGAAGUAUCAGCCAUUUUUCAUUCAGGCGAUGAUUAAUGAAUCAAUCUCUCAAGUAGUAAAAAAGGAAAAGAUGAAUAAACUAAAGGAAUUUGAGCAUAAUAAAUAUAGAGAGUGGCAUAAGCAAGUUCUUAAUGAUACAGGCAUGCCAAAUCUCUAGAAACGAGUAUACAUGAUGCCUGGAUCAUAACCAAUUGCAAACCAUAACAAAGACUUUAUUCCAGAAAUGGGUGAAAAAAUUAUAUCAUUAGAAUGGUUCCUGGGUAGAACAAAUGAUCCUUUUAUUAAGGAGGCGUCUGUUGAAAGUAAGUCCUCACCAAGCUCAAAAUCAUCAACAUCGCAUGAAGUUCUUUAACUCCAAAAGAUUAGCAAGAGGUCAUCUAUCUUAGAAGCUGGUAAAAAUUCAACCCUUGUAGAUCAUGCUAUCAAUGUGAGCUAAUAGCUAAAUCAAUCAUAAAAUAACUCUAUAAUGAGAAUGAAGAGAGGGAGUUAAGUUGAUGUUUCAAGGCCAGUCUCUAAUGCUUAUCACGGAAGCAACUAUAGAAGUCCAAAUAGAACUAGAUCGCAUUCAUCACAUAAUAGAAGGAUGACAGCAAUGUAGGAUUCCCAAGUUAAGACAGGUGAAAGAGGCCUGGAAAAGUUUAAAGAUGAUUACCUUAUGGGAAUAGAGGAUCUUGAGCCAGAAUUCGCAAAUUAAAUCAGAGAAGAUCAUGUUAGUCUAGUUAUUACUAUGUAGGAUAUUGAGAGAAUCAAGAAAGAUCUAGAAAUGCAAUAGUUUAAAACUCUUUUACUAAUACGAGAGGAGAUUUAGAAAUUCAAAGAUGAGAUUAAGAGUUGCCUUAAUGAACAUCUUGCAUUUAUAUAGGAGAUACAUACAGAUAUUGAGAAAGAUAAGAUCAACAGAGCAGAUUAGAUGAGUGAGCUGAAACUACAAAUAAAAAAUUGUGAGAAUAAAGUUGGAAUCACAAACUCUAAUGAAUAGAAAAAGCCAAAAAUCAUUGAUGCUAGAGAGAGAAUGAACACAGAAAUAUUGGAAAAUAUCUAUGAUGCAAUGAAACUGCAAAACAUUCUCAAUCAUGAGUUCUUUAAGUAAAUUCUUUAAAUAAACACUAAUUUAGGAUCAUUUUUCUUCCCAAUGAUGAAAGAUGGUAACUUGAGUUUUGGAUUUGAACCUUAAAUAGCAAGUCAAAACAUAAGACCUAAAACUGGUAGUUCCUAACAUAAGAGAGUACACUAAAUAACAAUUAAAAAGUUCACUAACAAUAUUGAAAAUUCGACAAAUGAAAUGGGAACUUCUGUCUAUAAUCUGAAUAACAUGAUUUAGCAGGAAUCAGAAUAACAUGAAAUAAAUACUUAGAUAAAUCAUCCUACUCCACCUCUUGGUUUUUUAAGUCCAAAAUCUUCAUCCGAUAAUAUAUCAAAUGAGAAAAAAAUUGACUGCCAUCAAAUUAUCCAGAUAAUUGAUAGUUUAAUCAAGGGUUGUGAUAACCCUAAUAUUGAGAAGAUAGCAAAUAAGAUUAAGAGAAAUCAAAAUAAUCUAAUAAAAUAAGAUAGAGCAUCGAGAUAGUCAAAAGCUCCUCUUAGUUUUAGCGAUUUUACAGCAUCACCAGACGCUCAAACAGCACUCUCAAGCAAUUAGAAUAGGUUUGGAAAAGGCAACUAUAAUGAAAGUGAGAAAGCAUUAAAAGAAUCUUUAAGGAUAGGAGGAGUAAAGAAAAAUGAAAGACUAAACUCAACAAUGGUUUAUUACUCAUAAAUUCAAAAAGAAAGACUUGAAAGUCCGAAAGUUUCAAAUCAAAAUAUUACUUUAAAGAGAAAUCUAAAUCUUUUUUAGAGAUCUGGAGGUAUGGGAUCUGGUGGAAUAAUAAGAAGAGAAAAUAUUUAAUGA
Stylonychia lemnae is the source of this 2709-nucleotide messenger RNA. Lineage: Eukaryota; Ciliophora; Spirotrichea; Sporadotrichida; Oxytrichidae. The record is from the annotation of a GenBank genome assembly.